Molecule: messenger RNA, 549 nt
Organism: Durusdinium trenchii
Lineage: Eukaryota; Dinophyceae; Suessiales; Symbiodiniaceae
Source: the annotation of a GenBank genome assembly
AUGACUUUUCUUCAUAUUAUUGCCAGCAAUGCAACUUUUGGGACGAUGAUGGGAUCAGGAAGCAAGUCUUCCAUUGCGACAAAUGCGGCAUUUGCCGCGUCGGAGGUCGCGACAAUUAUUUUCACUGUGAUGCUUGUGGAAGCUGUUACCCCGCCGAGAUCAAAGAUUCGCACACGUGCGUGGAGAAUGCAAUGCGAAGAAACUGCCCGGUGUGCUUGCAGGAUCUCUUUCAAUCGGUCACGCAAGUCACGAUCUUGCAAUGCGGCCAUACCAUUCACCAGGACUGCCUUCGGGAAUUGCAAAUGUCGUUUGCAGGAUUGCAGUCCUUGCGGUGCCCCAUAUGCAGCGUGUCUCUCUACGGCUGCGACGAUCUGUGGCACGAGAUUGACCGGCAGAUCGAGGAGACGCCAAUGCCUUUUGAAUACAGGCAGAUAUCAUUGGGUUCGAAGUCGAAGGAGUCGAAGAAGCCAGGUUCCUCGCUUGAACCAACUUGAACGUGUAGCGAAGCGGUUUUUCAUGGGGGACUCACAAGAAUCCACCAUUUCGUGA